AUGGAGCUGCAGAUGCGGCCACAAGUGAAGGCAGCAGAGGUCGCAGGAGCGGAAGAGUUGCCGCACCUGCGGGAUCACAGAUGCGGAAUCUGGGUCACAGGUGCAGAGAUAGAGAUCUUAGGGAAAACCACCGAAAUGGUACCCUCAACCGCAGAAGCGGUAGCGCAUAAGCGGGUUUUCGACCGCAGACAAUUAAGGAAGGCAAUUCGGAGUCGUAAAGAUUUAAUGUUUUUGUCAGAUCGACACAAGUCCAUUGCAAAUGGAAUUGCAAAAGUUAUCCCUGAGUGCUACCAUGGUAUUUGCAUAUAUCAUUUAGAAAAGAAUCUAAUGCAAAGAAGAGUGAGAAACAAUAUAAUAAACCUGUUUCAAAGUGCUGCAAGAGUAUUCCUUCAAUCAGAAUUUGAUGACUUUAUGUCCCAAAUAGCUGUUGUUGAUAAGAAAACAUUCAACUAUUUGAUGAAGGAACCACCAGGAAGAUGGGCUCAUUCACAUUGUCCAAGACGACGAUAUGAUAUGUUAACAACAGAUAUUGUUGAGUCAAUGAAUAAUAUUUUGAGAUGUGCAAGACAAUUGCCGCUUUUAACAAUGAUGGAUUUCAUACAAGAAAAAUUGCAAAGCUGGUUCUAUGAAAGAAGGACAACUGCAGAAGGAAUAUUCGGUGAGUUAUCAAAUUGGGCAGAAGCAACAUUGGAAGAAAAAAUUAAAUCAGCUUUUACAUUUAGAGUAUUGCCCAUUGAUCGACUCAAAUUCAAUGUCAAAGAAGGGGGUAUGGAAUUUAUUGUUGAUCUAGACAAAAGAACAUGUGAUUGUUCUGAAUUUCAGCUAGAUGCGAUACCCUGUGAACUUGCAAUUGCUGCAAUUGAAAGUGAUUCAACAACACGGGUUAUACCCAAUACUAUUAAAUCAGAAAUCACUAAGCCUCCAGAUGUAAAAGUAAUGCUAGGAAGAAGACAGAAGAAUCGACAUGUUUCCGGUACAGAAUUCAAGAAGGAACCAAGAUGUGGUCGUUGCAAAAGAUAUGGGCAUAACAGAACAAAUUGCACAAAUUCCGCAGUAGUUCAUCCUUAUGCAAGAAAAUACAGGAAAAAGAAUGAUUGGUUAUAUACAAUAAGGUUGCAUAGGCUCAUGUGA
Messenger RNA from Nicotiana attenuata, 1131 nucleotides. RefSeq lists its product as uncharacterized. Gene Ontology annotation, molecular function: zinc ion binding. The transcript has 3 exons. NCBI's taxonomy places the organism in Eukaryota, Viridiplantae, Streptophyta, Magnoliopsida, Solanales, Solanaceae. The record is from RefSeq and is a predicted model, not a curated record. Bases 1 to 1131 code for a protein of 376 amino acids.